Messenger RNA from Postia placenta MAD-698-R-SB12, 1602 nucleotides. RefSeq lists its product as hypothetical. NCBI's taxonomy places the organism in Eukaryota, Fungi, Basidiomycota, Agaricomycetes, Polyporales, Adustoporiaceae. Gene Ontology annotation, biological process: amino acid catabolic process. The record is from RefSeq and is a predicted model, not a curated record. The coding region runs from base 1 to 1602 and encodes 533 amino acids. The transcript is spliced from 5 exons. Gene Ontology annotation, molecular function: polyamine oxidase activity; L-amino-acid oxidase activity.
AUGGACUCGGAUCUCACAUUCAAAGAACCGACCGAAGUCACUAUCGGGAUCCGCAUCCGUUUCAAGGUCCAUGUCUUCGAGCUUGAGGAUAGAGUGGGAGGACGCAUCUUCACGUGGAGAUUCGACAAACAUGCUCCCAAUCAAUACUUCGAGGCAGGUGCGAUGCGCAUCCCCAAGACUGAGAUGCAUCUGCCGGUGCUAUCGCUAAUCAAGUGCCUCGGGAUCGAAACGAUCCCCUACAAGUUGUCUCACGAGGGAAACUUCGUCUACGUCAAUGGGCGAACGGGCGAGGACGUCACGGCUAACGCACUUGGUUUCGAUCUCCCGGAGCCUUACAGGGACCAGACGGCCCCAUUUUUGCUCCAUAAAGCCUUGGAGCCGCUUCUGGAGGGUUUGCAUGAGGAUUUUGACACAUGGUGGGGUAACCUCUUGCGCUGGGAUAGGGUGUCAUUCCGGCAAUAUCUCUUCGACGUGGCCGCGUACCCGAGCUCUGUCAUCGACUUCAUCGAAACCCUUUGCUCGCAAACCAAUCAGUAUGCCCUCAGCGUUCCCGAAUUAGUGAUGCAAAAUAUCGAUUUUGGGAACACGGAGUGGGUCACUAUACCUGAUGGCAUGGACCGGCUCCCCAAUGCUAUGGCUGAGAGGGUCCGUUGGAAGAAUAUUACUCUCAAUGCUCGUGUCACUCAGCUCUCGGAAGAGAAAUUCAUCGCAAGAGAUGGGAAACUCAAGCUGAAGAUACGUCUCCGUGCACGGGUCGGCAACAGUGACCGUGUCGUGGGGGGUCUUUAUGACAAGGUCAUCCUGGCUAUCCCCCCUGUUGCCGUCAACAUGAUCCUCGAUCGCCCCCGCUGGGGUUCCUUGAAGGAACAGGCUAUCAGAGCCAUGCAUUACGAACCUCUCUUCAAGAUGGGUCUGCGUUUCAAGACGCGCUUCUGGGAGAGAGGGGGGUCUGCAUCUUUGGGCGGUCAGUCCACGACCGACCUCCGCAUCCGCUGGAUCGUCUAUCCUUCGUAUGGCAUCGGUGACAGCGGUAUGGGGGUCCUUCUGAUUUACAGCUGGCUGUCGGACGCGACUGCUUGGGCUUCCGUUCCUUUCGAGGAGCGGCUCCAGAUCGCACUGUUCGACCUCCAGCGAACGUAUCCCCUGGUCAAGGUGAAAGACGAGUUCAUCGAAGCGUCGGACGUCUUGUGGUCCAACCGCAACCCUACGGGCGACUGUGCGUUCUUGCCUGGGCAGUUCUCCGACUACUUCGAAAUUGCCAAGAGCCGCGAGGGGAACAUCUUCUUCGCUGGAGAGCACCUCAGCCGCCACCACACAUGGAUCGCCGGGGCACUCGAUUCCGCCCGCCGCGUCGUCGGAGAGAUCAUCAAAGACGCAUUCAGCGAUCAGCUAGCGCAAUUCGUAAGGUUCCCUCUCGGGCAUCAAAUUGGAUGGAUGCCGGCGUACGACAGCGAUGAGCCGAUAGGAGCAUAUGACCCUCGCGACGUCCGCUACAAACUCCUCUUUGAGAAGGCGAAGCAGCCCGACUUCGUCGAGAAGAUGAAGAAGUCGAUCAUGGAGGGCCAGGUUCCACUGAGAGUCGGUCCCGCGGGCUUGCAUUGA